AUGCGACGAGCAUCCUACGUGACAGAUAGGAUGGACCCAAGGGACACGCCAGAACUGGUUAGAACCGUAGAGACGAAUGUCCGCACUUGUCGAGCGUUCCCACGUGGGAAAUCGCCUGACUGCUUAAGUGAACAGGGACAGAAGAAUGCCACAGAUGCGAUCGAACAGAAUGCGAUGGCCUUGUACGCCAUUGAGAAAUAA
Angiostrongylus costaricensis is the source of this 201-nucleotide messenger RNA. Lineage: Eukaryota; Metazoa; Nematoda; Chromadorea; Rhabditida; Metastrongylidae. The record is from the annotation of a GenBank genome assembly.